ACAUUCCCACGGAGUAACCAUGACCACUUGUUGCCUAGGAAACGCUGAGCAAAAACGUAAACAAAAGAUGAUGGACUGGGCUGAAGAACUCAAGAUGACCAUAAGAAAGACGACGGCCAGGAAAGGUCGGCGCUCUAAGAGUCGCGAUGUUCUGAAGGAGGAGGAUUCCCAGGCGGCCGGUGGCUCCAAGGACAUCUCCAUCGACAUCACUCUGAAUGUCCAGGCGGGUACCCCACCCACCACCUCGGACACGGCCACCUCGUCCACAUACAACAAUGAAUUCGAGUCCCAUCGACCACCCAUUCGUCGCAUUUCGGGUGGCUGGGCGGAUUCCGGAUUCAAGGGAUUAAAGUCCAAGAAGAACUCGUUUGACGAUGAGCGUUUUAGGCAAACAAAGUCGGCUACAAAUUCCAUACCAACGGAUGACAUUCCCGUCAUUCCAGAUAUGGAUGAUGUCAAGGACGAAAUCAUGCUCAAUGAGAUUGUGGAACCGCCUGCUAUCGGCACUUCGCGAUCCGCCGUCUUGAAGGAGGCGAAUUCCGAUUUGCUCUCCCAGUACGCAUUUUCGGCUGUGGAUGGCUUCGAUCUCUCAAUCCUUACCGAUUGCCUGGUUCCACAGGAGAGCCUUAACGAGAAAGAUGAUCUCUGGCAGUGGGACAAGCUGUUCACCGAGGUCACGGCUGAAAUCCAUUCGGAUAAAGUGCCCAAUAUUGGCAUGAAGAUCGGACCCGACGUGGUUCCACCCACGCAAUACGCUUAGUGCAAUACAAAUGCUCAAUAUGUUAAGCUAAUACAAAUACAUUUCUUGCCUUAAAUGAUCACAAAAUAUACUUUACAGAGAUACUCAAUUAAAUUGCGCACUUGUUAUCUCUA
Molecule: messenger RNA, 873 nt
Organism: Drosophila erecta
Lineage: Eukaryota; Metazoa; Arthropoda; Insecta; Diptera; Drosophilidae
Gene: IFT43
Product: intraflagellar transport protein 43 homolog
Exons: 5
Coding region: 20-760 (246 amino acids)
Biological process (GO): intraciliary retrograde transport
Cellular component (GO): intraciliary transport particle A; cilium
Source: RefSeq, a predicted model, not a curated record